Messenger RNA from Prunus armeniaca (apricot), 531 nucleotides. NCBI's taxonomy places the organism in Eukaryota, Viridiplantae, Streptophyta, Magnoliopsida, Rosales, Rosaceae. The record is from the annotation of a GenBank genome assembly.
AUGGAAGCUAGAUCAAGGGAAGAGACUUUAAGGAUGGAGGCUAGAACCAAGCAAUUGGUAGAGGCUGAGAGGGAACAUUUACUGAGUCAGCUUUCCCAACUCAUCCCCAAUUUUGAUCCAAGCAUGCUUAAACCGAAAACUAGCCCCUGUCAAAACCAAGGUCUAGAGCAAAGUCCAAAAAAUCCAAUGUCUGACAAAGCAAGCUGCUCUGGGAUGUGCUUAUAUGAUCAUUUGAAAGUAGCAAAUAUGUUCAACAUGGUUGGCUUUAUCGACCCUGCUCAAGUUAGUGCCAACGCUGGCCGUCAUUGGGUCUUGCUGAUUGUGAGAGCAAAGAAGGGAACCGUCUAUGUUCUGGAUCCUCUGCCCGGAAAUUGUGUGGUUAAUGAGGAGGCCAAAACAUGGCACACCAAAGCAACCCAGCAAUGUCGAAUGCAGUUUGCCAAGGGAAAAGGGCAAGCGCCAUACCCCCAAGCAGCCAUUGAUGAAGUCAGAAAUGAAUGGGCAGAGUUUGUUUGCCUUCAUGUGGACUAG